GGUGCUAUAUAACGUAAAUCGGCGCCGAAUGCAACUGCAUGCGGACGCAAUAUGAUCGCGCGCGAAUUUUCAAACUUUUGAAAAAGACUAUGGACGACGUCCGCGAAUUAAAAUCUCCAAACGCAACGUCCGAAUUGGUGGCGGCUAAUUAUAACAAAUUAUCCGAUCAUAUUCGGAGAUUAACACCUCAGGGGAUACAAUGUAGCGUUUUUUGCGGCGGAAUUAAUUGUAAAUAUGAAAAUCCGGAUAAUUGGACUGCUGAUAGUUUGGCCGUGCAAGGAAUAUAUUCUCAUUGGAUUACUUCCGACAUUCUUGCGAUGGCACGACCUAGUACCAUUCUAAUCGUCAAAAAGAACAUUUUACAGCAAUUCGAAAGUUUGGGAAUCAAAUCAAUCAUAAAUUUACAAUGCCCGCGGGAACACGCUAGUUGUGGACAACCAUUAGAAAGUUCCGGUUUUUCUUAUGAUCCUAAUAUUUUUAUGGAGAAUAAGAUAUAUUAUUAUAAUUUCGCUUGGAAAGAUUACGGAGAUGCCACCUUAUUAGGAUUAUUAAACAUGGUUAAAGUUUUAGCUUUUGCUACAUCGGAAGGAAGAGUUGCUGUUCAUUGUCACGCUGGUUUAGGAAGAACUGGAGUAUUAAUCUCGUGCUAUCUGGUUUAUUCUUUAAAAGCAGAAGCGAACGAUGCAAUUAAAUACGUUAGAUAUAAACGACCGGGUUCGGUUCAAACUCGGGGUCAAAUUGUGUGCGUUCGCCAUUUUGCUAGUUUCAUUUUACCGAGAAGAUUAACGUUUUUUAUAAAAGAAUGCGAAAAAGAAAAAUACAUGGCUCCUUUUAAUUUAGCUAGGUUUUUAAGGCGGCAAAAAGUGCUUUUUCACGGUUACGAUGAAAGGAUGUACAAAUAUUUUCCAAAAAUAAUCCAUGUCAUUUGUGAGCGUAUUUUAAAACUAUGCGGAUGUUGGGUGAACGAAUUCCCGCAAAAUUGGAACAUACCGAUCACCACAGACUUUUUUUGCUCUAAAUCUGGGAAUGGUGUUGUUAGACAUGAAAGUUUAUACAGUAUUUGUAGCAAUGCGUCUGAAAGCAAUUUAUUAAGUCCUGAUACCUUAAAUUCUCCGAGUAACGAACAUUUCUUAACAAUUCCUUCUGCACCAUCAAGUCCUCAUCCAUCAGAUUGUAGCGAUACAUUCUCAGAUUUGGAUACUGAUGAUAUAAAUGAAGACCUCUUAGCAGAAAAUAAAUGUUUCCAAGAAUUAGAAAAUGAAAAUCUUCUUUGGGAGCCUCAACAAAUAAUGAUUCAAGACGUUCGAAUUGUAGAGAACGCUUUAUUAGUUGAUUUUUCAACAUUAGACGGCGAAAAACGAAAGGAAGUUAGAAAAUUGCAGACGGAUAUAAAUAAUUCUCAGUCGGGGUGGUUAAAAUUGGAGGUUGAAACUGAUUUGAUCGUGUUAUGUUCGAUGUUACACGAUUGGAUAGAAAGCUUAAAAGAGCCGAUCAUAACAACAAACGACAUGGAAAAUAUUGUUAUUAACUACAAACAACCCGAAUUAUGUUUUUCCCAUUUCGAAAUUAAAUCUGCGUUUUUAAUCGAAUACCUUUUACAUUUUUUAAGUAAAAUCAAUCCGAUUACCGAAUUAACACGAACUUGUAUAUUAAGAAGAUUUUUGGCAGCUUUAUCGCAUCAAACGGUCGUAAUAAACGACGUUGUUGUACCUCAAAAUAAGGGUUUCGGAAAAUUACGAGAAGGAACCUUAACGUGCGCAAUCGAAUUUUUCGAAUCGCUUUAUACGGUGUUGGAUUCUUACCAUCAAAGUCAAAAAAAUUUUUUGACUGAAAAUAAAGAAUUCUUUGAAAAUGCAGAAGAAAAGAGUGAUUUUUGAGUUGAAAUGAAGAAAUGUUACUUCCAGUAGUUUUAUUUUUAUAUUGUAUGGGGUUUAAUAAAUUAUUGAGGAUUUAA
Onthophagus taurus is the source of this 1954-nucleotide messenger RNA. Its product is annotated as protein tyrosine phosphatase domain-containing protein 1. NCBI's taxonomy places the organism in Eukaryota, Metazoa, Arthropoda, Insecta, Coleoptera, Scarabaeidae. The record is from RefSeq and is a predicted model, not a curated record. Gene Ontology annotation, molecular function: protein tyrosine phosphatase activity. Gene Ontology annotation, biological process: protein dephosphorylation; cilium assembly.